AUAUCACCGGAAAACUCUAUAAUGGUAAGAACACAGUGUUGUCAGACCACUCAAUGUUUUAUCCCACAAUUACCCUUCCUAUCUAAAAGUUGACCUAACAAUGACAACACAAGGACUAUAUUGAUUGUUAGAUUUGUUAGAAGUUUGGCGUCCAUCGAAAAUCAUUGAGACAUCACUAGCUUUAUGUGAUGAUAAGCUUCGAUCUCGGGUCCAUAUACAUAAUUUUUUUUAUCAUACUGACGCGUACUGUGACUGUGACGCCUAUGCGCCCGAGGGUGAUAACCCUACUCAGACCUGAUAAUAUGUUAUGUCUCCCUGCUAAACAUUCCAUACUUUUUAUUACGCGGGUACGUUAAGGCAGGUUAUGAAAAUUUUUACUGGGAAACAAUGUGACGUCAUAAUUGAAAUAAGUAUAUCACUAAGUAUAUAUUAAAUUCCGAUUUUAUUUUUUUAUUUAAGUUUUAUUUAUGCAUAAAAUAAACCAUGCAGCUACUAAGAUCCAACAAAAUUCGAAAUGCUAUACUGCUGUUGUGUAAUUUCUGUCUGAUCGAUAUGAAAGUAAACUGAUGACGUCAUGACUAUGCAUCGAGUGACGUUGACACAUGCAAGGAAUUUGUUUAUAUGUGCCAUGCAAAUAUCGAAAAAAUGUAGAGUAUUUGAAAUAUAUGACAUGGGAUAUAUGGAAUAUAUAUGUGAAACGCUGAGAAUUUAUUGAUAUUAAGAAGGUAUGUUGAUAUCAUUCAUUGACAACUUUGUUUAACGGAGAAAACAUUUCAUUUAGCAUGUCGAUCCGAUUUUCCUCUGUCACAGACUGAAAUAAAACUGCAAAAGUAGCACAUUAGCCCGCAUACUUUUAGAGACUUUUUAUACACCGUUUGAAAGGUCAUAAACUAAUGUACACGGCAAUUACUGAUAGAAUCCUCUGUUAAGAAAACUUUUAAAGAAAACUACAUAGCAUCAUGCAAAAUGUAAAACAUGAGCUAGAUGGUAUCGUGUUUAAAUGUUCAAUAAUUAUUUCUUACUGAAAGUGGUAGGAUUCUAUCAGUAAUUCUGAUAUACUGUGGAUAUUUUACCGUCAUUAUCGCCAGUCAGACCAAUAUUUGAAUCUUGGGAUAAUGUGUUACUUUUGCAUUUUCUAUUAAGGUGCCCCCAUGGUCUAUUUAUAACAGUCAUGCAAUGACGUCAUACGGAAGCGCAUGUUUGUCAUGUUGUUAUGAUACAAAAUGUUCUCAUGUAAACAACCAAAAUAGUUUUUAAGAGUUAGUGGCACCCUCUCUCUAUGUAAGACACAUUUUAAAAACUAUGCAGUUUACGUGCAUAAAUGAAACAUGACCUGCCUUAACAUACCCGCGUAUCCUGAAGAAUCUGAACGUUAAAAAAAAUAUCAUACAUUUAUUGACUAAUACCAUGUAUCUUUUCAAUAGUUUUCGAGGGGUGAAAUCAAUGUUACCAUCAACUACAUAAAUUAAUUUGUUUUACACCAAUGCCAUACAUUUAUCAUCUUCGCUAGCCAAAGGUGACGAUACACGGCGUUCCUCUAUCCUCUGAAAGUGGAAUACCGUGUAUCGCCACCCUUGGCUAGCGAAGAUGUACAUUUAUUAGAUAUAUUAUAUGUUAACGAAAGCAAAACAUUGAGGUUUGAGGAAAUUAAACGAGAGAAAUCUUUCAAUGUGACGUCACAGUGAAUGACGCAAAAGCAUAACGUCAAACGUAAACAUUUCGUAAUGUAUUUCAAAAAAAGGACACAUCAAAUGAAAUGCAAAAUUGCAUUAGAAUGGAAAUAUUUUUCUUCCCGAUUGUUAUUUGUGACCGUUAAAGUUGACGCUGAAGUUUAUGAUUAACGAUCCGGUAUAUCUUCAAUUAUUUUUUAAUAGAACUUUCUCGCCAUCAUCUAGAAGUUAUCUUCUAAAGAGAGACAACACAGUUGUCACCCUGCGCGUGAGGGAGAUAUCACGAAUUAUAUCCCUCUACGUGACCAGCCCUCGAUCAAUGAAAUUGAAUAAUAUAUUAUUCUAAAAGAUAAUUAUGCACGUUAUAGCGCGAAUAAAAGACAUAAUAAUGCAGAUUUCAAAGACGUAGUAACGCGGAUUUAAAAGGCGUAAUAAUGUAUAACAAAGGCGUCAUAACGCGAAAGAAAGGUGCAAUACUGCGAACAAUGCAAAUUAACGAGAAUGAAAAGCGUAUUAACGCGAACCAAAGGCAUAAUAACGUGACGUAAGAAAGCAUUUGCUUUGUGUUAGUAUGCCUUUUCACUUCGAGUUAUUACGUUUUCUCUCUUUUUAAUACGUGUGCCUUUGUUUUGCAUUUUAACACCUUACAAAGUUUGUAUUGCAUUCAUUCGGAAAACUUCGGUACAUUCCGGUACUCUACGUCUAGCCUCGGAUAUAUGACGGUAAGUGAUAUGUAUACACGCCUAACAUCUGUAAUGCGUUCAUCAAUUUACUCUGGCAAAAAACCCCAAAAAACUGCCGCAUUCAGAUAGUAGUGAUUAAAAUAUUUUUUAUUGAAAUUAAAUUAUCGAAUUUUCCUUAAAAACUGCCCCCUAUUUCCAGAAAAAAAAACCCACCCAUAAAUCUCAAAGAGAAAUAGUUACAAACAUUGAGAGUGUCAUAAAAAAUAGCGUAAAAUAGACUGGUUUUUUUUCGCAGGAGUUGUCAGUAGUUCCAGUUGAUCAGUGACGUUUUGUAUGUUGUUAUACGUCACUGUAUACAUGUAUACGUUAUAUGGCGGAAAACAUCAUACAUUCGAGGUUAGAUGGAUUCGACCGAGGUGAUCGGAGUGGUUUUGCAUUCGCACACUUUUGUUUUGCAUUAUUACGCCUUUGUUCUUAGUUUAUUAAGUCUUUGCCUCGCGUUACUGUGCCUUUAUUUUGCAUAUUUUUUAUAACGCCUUUAUUCGCAUUAUCCACUUUUUUGGCACUCUGUUUUUGGCUAUGAUAGCUUUAAAACUUCAUUGUUAUUUCGGAUUUCAAACAUAUCGGUUAAGCAUCACUGAAGAGACAUUAUUUGUCGAAAAGUGCAUCUGGUGCAUCAAAAUUGGUACCGUAUAAGUUUUACAAUAUUGCGUAUUUAGAAUUUGUUUGAAAGUGAUCCUUCCUAAUCGCCUUUUGAAAUAUAAUGAACUCUUCUGAUUAAAAUUGACCCGAUGUGUCGUCUGUCUCUCGUCUGUAAACUGUUCACAUUUUCUAAUUACAUAUAUACCAAGAAUCACUAUAUAGAUAACGUUUAACAAACUUGACACAAACCAUCACUCAAAGAUUCAAGGUACACUGAAUUGAAAAUUCAAGGUUCGAGGUCAUUUUUAAAAUCUUUCCUAAAUCCGUUUGAUCAGAAAUGAUAGAAUUUGUGUGAUAAUUUCCAUAUGAAUUAUAGAUCAGUUUGCAUAAUUAUCCAUGUACAAGGCAAAUGUUUAAUCAUCGAAACCAUGUGCACCACAGUCAAGGUAGAAAAACAAUGACGAUGUAAAGUUUACAUAGAAAAAUUGUUAUUCAAAGACCACAACUUCUCUCUUUCUUUAUUGUACCAACCUAUACCUUGACACGAGACAUGUAAUGCCUGGUGCUUGGGGAAGGAGCAAUCACUACCUAUGGAAUUAAGCGUAUUAUUUUUAACCAGGCAUCGUGAUGGAGAACAGCACUCUGGAUUUCCAGAAUGCGAAGCGAGCGUCCAAGCCACUGCAACAGGGUACAUGGAAAAUGUUGUGUCUACUUGGUAUCGUCUUUAUUGCUGUGCCGUUGUCUGAUGGUCAAGCACAGUAUAGAAGUGCCCUGGUCGCAGCUAACACUGUUUCGGAGAAUAUCAACAAAGGGGCCUUUACCAGAGUAAUUCAAGAUGUGUCGAAGUCAAUAUCACCAUUCAUCAAUAUGUUUACAUCUGUUGUCAAACUUAUUUUUGGAAUAUCGGCUACGCCUACGGAAUCUCCAGAGCUUCAGUUCCUGCGACAUCUAUCUGACACAAUCAACAGAAGAUUUGACCAAGUAAAUACCGAUUUUCUGGACGUUACUAGACUCAUUCGAUGGUCUGCUGUUCAGGUAGCUUACUCUAGUUUAGAAGCCAAAAUCCACGUUGUAUCGGAACACUUCACUCGAUUAUUCCAAGUGCCGAAGUCUGGAUUUACAGAUCAGAAAAACCUGUUCAUCAAUAGUUAUGAAACUGAUUACAGUGACAGUGGUUCUAAACUAUUUGCAGGAUUCAUGUUCGACAAUGGGGCAUUUAGUCAGGGGAUGGUAAAGCCUGCAAUGCUUUACACCGAGAAUGACAGAAAGAAGAUGAGGAUAUUCAUGCUUGGUAUACUGAAGUUGAUUCUGGUUGCUGCAAAAGUAGAGCUGGGGUACAUGGCUAUAAAGGGACAGGAUGAUAUAAUUCCAUUUUACGCUCAUUUGUGGAAUGUGAGAAUGGAACAGAUUCAAAAUAAAAUGCAGGUCGUAGACCUCAAAUUGGAAAACAUUUACUAUAACCAGUCAUUAAAAGACAUCGACAAAUUUGUAAUUGAGAAUUCGAAUCUUGACAGUAAAAAUUAUAGUCAGAGUCUCUACGAUAAACUCUCAAAAAAGUAUUUUUGGCGAGACUGGCUUGUUGUUGUGUCAACUUCUCCUGGGCAUUCUCGUGUCUGUGAGGGAAUUACAAAAUCAGCCCAUGGAAAGUAUUUUGUAAUCGACAGUGUCAAGAAAGACAGACCGUCUUUGAACAGCAAUGCUAUUCAUCCUUUGUAUGCGUCGUUAAAUAAAACUUGUCAAAAUACAGCGCACUAUAUACCAUGUCAGACUGUUGAUCUCUGCUCAUAUCCUUACUAUAGUUGCAUUAGCCAUACCUGUUAUGAUUACCUCACUGGCUCUCGACCAUGCCGAAGAUUCCGACGUUGCGGAAGUUAUGAAAAUUCUAACAGUGCUGACAACAUCUUCGGUUGGUUCAACAAAAAUCUUAUAUCUUGCUCAACAUUUUCGUCCGUGGGAGUUAUUCCGACUGCUGGAACAUUUUACGCAAGUCCUGGAAAUGUAUCCAACAGAUUGUUUGUUGGUGAUUUAGGGUAUUGUGAAUACAACGUGCAUUUCUUUGGAUAGCUGUUAUAUCCGGGAUUGUCUGAUUCUGGCAAUGUUAGUAAAUGUUCUUUGAAUAAAAGUUAAACCAUUUUGCAA
Molecule: messenger RNA, 5134 nt
Organism: Ostrea edulis (European flat oyster)
Lineage: Eukaryota; Metazoa; Mollusca; Bivalvia; Ostreida; Ostreidae
Exons: 2
Coding region: 3623-5059 (478 amino acids)
Source: RefSeq, a predicted model, not a curated record